This is a messenger RNA of Molossus molossus (Pallas's mastiff bat), 691 nucleotides long. RefSeq names its product angiogenin (gene ANG). Bases 129 to 563 code for a protein of 144 amino acids. Gene Ontology annotation, biological process: antimicrobial humoral immune response mediated by antimicrobial peptide; innate immune response; antibacterial humoral response. Gene Ontology annotation, molecular function: nucleic acid binding; RNA nuclease activity. The record is from RefSeq and is a predicted model, not a curated record. Lineage: Eukaryota; Metazoa; Chordata; Mammalia; Chiroptera; Molossidae. The transcript is spliced from 2 exons.
CCGUGUACACACACGCACGCUGACCACACGCAGAUCCAAAGCAAGAGUUCAAACAACAUCUUAGCGUUUUCUACCAGCUCUCCAUCAGCAUACAAAGGAGGAAGAAGCGGGAGCCUUUGUUGGAAGAGAUGAUGAUGGGCCUGGGUCCCCUGUUGUUGGUCUUCAUGCUGUGUGUGGGUCUGACCCCGCCUACCCUAGCUCAGGAUGAGAGGUACACACACUUCCUGAAACAGCACUAUGAUGCCAACCCAAGAGGUCGGAAGGACAUAUACUGCAACGAGAUUAUGAAGCAGCGAGACCUGACUUCACCCUGCAAAGACAAAAACACCUUCAUUCAUGGCAUCAGGAACCACAUCGAUGCCGUCUGUGGAGACAAGAAUGGAAUACCUCACGAAGGAAAUUUAAGAAUAAGCAAGUCUCCUUUCCAGGUCACCAUUUGCAGGCUUAGUGGAGGUUCCCCCCGGCGGUGCCGAUACAGAGCCACAAGAGGGUCCAGAAACAUUGUUAUUGCCUGUGAACAUGGCUUGCCUGUCCACUUUGAUGAGUCCUAUUAUCGUCCAUAACCAGCAGGCCGCUGGCCAGAGCUGGCUCUGCCCUCCACUCCUUGCAUUUCCCCUACACACUCCAGAACGGCGGUGGCAACAUUCACUGCCAGGGGCCCAGAAAAAGAGCCUGAAUCUUUUGUUUUCUG